UUCACCUGGUCAUGGUCCAGGUCAAUUCAUCAUUUUUUUUUAAAUAAUCUUUUCAAAUAAUGAUACGAUGAGCGCAUCACGCGUGGGAUUCACAACCCAAUAUAAAACACAAUCUUUUGCUGUCUCCACUCUCUACCCAUUCCUCUUCUCCCUUCUCCUUCCUUCCAUUCAUUCAUUCAUUCAAUUUCUCAAAUCACAUCCACUCUCUCUCUCUCUCAUCGCCUGCGCUUGUUUCAUCUUCCACUUCUGAUUUGAGCAAUGGGAAAGAGGAAAUCCUCAGCAAAGCCACCUCCAAAGAAGCGGAUGGAUAAGCUUGACACUGUUUUCAGCUGCCCUUUCUGCAAUCACGGCACCAGUGUCGAAUGCCGAAUUGAUAUGAAGAACUUGAUAGGGGAAGCUUCUUGCAGGAUUUGCCAAGAGAGCUUUAGCACUACUGUCACAGCUUUAUCUGAACCAAUAGACAUAUACAGUGAAUGGAUUGAUGAAUGUGAACGGGUGAACAACCCGGAAGAUGAUGGUGCUUAGUAGUGUGAUUAUAAGAAUCCAUUUCGAGCAGUAGUGGAUGGAAAAUUCUGUAUUUGUGUCAGCUCCUACUGGUGCAACUACAUGUUUUGUUCCUAUAUUACUCUUUAAUAGAGUUUGUAAAACUACAUGUACGCUAAACCAAUGAGAAUAAUUGCUAUUGCAAUGUGUGUCUGUCUCCUGUCAAUUUUCAAUGCGCAAAUAGCUAAUUAUGUUUCCCAUUAAGGAAAGACAAGGUCUAGCAU
Molecule: messenger RNA, 767 nt
Organism: Arachis stenosperma
Lineage: Eukaryota; Viridiplantae; Streptophyta; Magnoliopsida; Fabales; Fabaceae
Product: transcription elongation factor 1 homolog
Exons: 5
Coding region: 259-525 (88 amino acids)
Biological process (GO): transcription elongation by RNA polymerase II
Cellular component (GO): transcription elongation factor complex
Molecular function (GO): RNA polymerase II complex binding
Source: RefSeq, a predicted model, not a curated record